UCGGGCGCGUACGUUGUCUCAGCUUUUCCGUGUCACGGUGUCGCGAGCGCGUCUGUUGUCGACGCUCGCGGUGCUCCGUCGAGGUUUUAUCUAAUCGUUGGAGGAGAAUUAAAUUCCGCGAGUGUGCGAGUCACCGGUCGCGCGAGUGAUCGAGCGUGCGUGGCGUGCGUGGCGUGCGCGAGAUCGAAACGGUCGGCCCGGGUCCGUCGAACGAGGAAGAUCAACGAGCCCACGGUAAGAGACAGAGAGAGCGAAAACAGUGGGGGAGCGAGAGGCCGAGUCGUUGGAGCGACAGAGUGGGAACGAUACGGGCAGAAACGAGACGAGGCUAGAAGUGUGUCGGGGCAUUUCGUCGAGGAAGGAGCAGGGAAAUCUUCCUUUUCCUCUUCGUACGGCCUGGAUCGAAGGGUCAGAGGGGUUGCGGGUGGGUGGGGUGCCCGAAAAGCCAGAAGACAGCCUCGCGAGGGAAGAGGUAACUAACUCGUUGUGCGAAGGGUGUACUGCACGCAGCUACAAAGAUACGAGUGUUGCUAUUGGUCAUUUAGUUUGUGACACGAAAUUUUAACUAACAGUGAAGUAACCGCUGCUAAAAAUUUGUAUCGUCGCAUCCGAAUUCCAUUCAGUGACGAUCUCUCCGGCUCCACGGUAUACGCGAGUCCGUGCGUGGGAAAGAGUACCGUGUCGACUAACGAUAGUGCAAGAAAGAGACGGUGCAGUGCCGUGUAAACAUACAUCCUAUUGCCGUGAGUGCGUGCGCGAGUGCGUUCAGCGACAACUUAAACGUCGUCUCGUUGUCGUUGUUCGUCGUGGUUGGUAGAGAGUUUUGUUCGAAGCUACACAUCUUCGUUCAACUGGAACCAAGGGAGAGCAAACGUGACGUGAAAAUCGGCCGAGCAACGGGUCUCAGGUGCCGUGGCAUCAAUCAUCGGCGGCAUUCGGGCACGCGUAUAAACCUUUAUCACAAAUGACAGUCCAUCGAACUAGAGGCCAAGUUAGCCGCUGGCUGGAUUCGUUUGUCUAGCUGGCUACCAGGGACCCGAGAUGCAUCGGAGGGUGGGAUACAACUACGAUGGCAAGAUCGCCGGCCUCUACGACCUGGAGGAGACACUCGGUCGCGGUCACUUCGCCGUCGUCAAGCUAGCACGUCAUGUUUUCACUGGCGAGAAGGUCGCAGUGAAGGUCAUCGACAAGAGCAAACUCGACGAGGUCUCGAGAUCUCACCUCUUCCAAGAGGUGAGAUGCAUGAAGCUGGUGCAACAUCCCAACGUGGUAAGGCUCUACGAGGUGAUAGACACCCAAACGAAGCUCUACCUAAUCCUGGAGCUUGGCGAUGGCGGUGAUCUGUACGAUUACAUCAUGCGACACGACAGUGGCCUCAGCGAGGAGGUGGCCAGAACGUACUUCCGGCAAAUAGUCAGGGCCAUAUCAUAUUGCCAUCGAUUACACGUGGUGCACAGGGACCUGAAACCCGAGAACGUGGUGUUCUUCGAAAAAGUCGGCACCGUCAAGCUCACCGACUUCGGAUUUAGCAAUAGAUUCUGCCCUGGCCAGAAGCUCGAGACUUCCUGCGGGUCGCUGGCGUAUUCAGCGCCGGAGAUUCUGCUAGGAGAUAGCUACGAUGCUCCUGCUGUCGAUGUCUGGUCCUUGGGGGUAAUUUUGUACAUGCUAGUAUGCGGCCAAGCGCCUUUCCAAGAGGCAAACGACAGCGAGACCCUGACGAUGAUCAUGGAUUGCAAGUACUCGAUACCACCUCACGUUUCGGAUGGCUGUAAACGUCUGAUCGCGAAAAUGCUCGUCAGAGAACCAGAGGGCAGAGCAACGCUCGAAGAAAUAGCAGCCGAUCCUUGGCUGGCGAUUGGAACCGACUCCGAUCCCGUGGAAGCGUCGUUGCCUCUCGUGUCCAGGCAACAAGUCUCCGAUGACCACCACAAUCAUAUAAUUACUAAGAUGGUUAACGGUAACAUCGCCACCAAAGAAGAAAUAUUGGACGCCCUCGACAAGAAUGAGUACAAUCACAUAACGGCAACGUAUUUCUUACUAGCCGAAAGGAAAUUGCGGGCUCACCGUCAAGAGCAGGUGCAGAAGACUCGUCCAGAGAUACUCGAGGUCUCGUCCAGCCGACAAGACGACGCGAGAAUGAAUCUGCGCGCCGACCAAAAUUUAUUAAGCGCGGUCAAUCAAUCGUUGUUGAGCGUACCGCGAACGCCGGGUGAGGUGCCACAAAACAUCCGGACGCGGAAGUGCAGCAUCGUUCAAGAGGAGGAGGACGAGGACGACGUGUCCUCGUGUUCGGGUCGAGACGAUCGUGGUAGCAACUCCGCACUCAACUCGUUAAAUCGACGCGGUUCUCGCUCCGAAGGCAAGCUUUCGCACAUCCUGCAAGACAGGUUAGCGGAGAAACCGAACCUCAAGCCUCUGCAAUCACAGCGAAAGGAUGGCGGUAUCGUUCCUGUAAUCGCCGACGCGGAAGAGAGACUGAAGUCUAGUCCGAAUAGCGGAAACGCGAAGGAUUCCACGUGUCAGGAGAAUCUGAAAAAUCGUUUGGGGGACGCGUCGCAGGGUUGGGCGAGGAAGCAGACCACUACGGAGAACAGGCCAAAGUCUGUGACGGAGUGUUUGAAAUCGGUUGGUCCUGUGCCACCCAACAAGUGGAGAAUGGGGGCGCAGCAUCGAUCACCCGCUGCGUCUUUGGACUCCACUUUGACGAUACCUGCGUCAAAACAGUCCGACCCUAACACGACUACCACUAUCCUAACGGAAUCCUCAACGGUGUCGAUUCCUCUUCACCCUGUGGGCUCGCUGGGCGACAAUCAGCUGACGCCCAAAUAUAAGACUAUGCCGUCGCCUGGUAGCACGGGCUCGGCAUCGUCGCCACAGCUGACGUUGAACGAGAUCCUGGAGGACGGCGACACGAUACCUGUACUUCCCGCGGAAAGUGAUAGCUCGAAAUGUCGCGUUGUGAGACGGACAGGAUACGAACAGCGGAGGAGUAAGUUCCAUAAGACGCGCACGACUUCCUGCUCGAGCUCCGACGCCAGUGACGAUGACAGCGAGAGCAGGAAAAAGAGGGCACACAAAAUAGGCGCUUCCACGGGGAAACCACUGCCCUCCAGGCGCGACAGUCACGACGAUUCCAGCGAUUCGCAGGAUCCUGGAGGGAGUGGCGGGGGUGGUGGUGGUGGUGGGGGAGGAGUGGGGAAUGGGGAACACACGACGGACACACCAUCGAACGAAACGAAUCGAAACGAUAGCGGAAGCGGUACCAACACGACGACCACAACUACAACGACGACCGGCGGAAGGCAUCGGUGCGCCGAGAAUCAGGUUAUUUUCGGUAGAAGGCAUCGCGCAGGAAGAAGAAGAGCCGGUGAGACGCGAUUACGGGAAAGUCAAUCUUUGAAUCGCAUAACCGAGGUGCAGGAGGCCGAGGGACCCUCGUCGUGUCACAAUCAUUGUCACAUGUCGCGCAAUUCGACCGUUCUCGGGGUGCAGAGCAUGUCCUCGUCGUCGUCGUCGUCCGUGUCGCAAAGCAGCACGGGUUCCCACAACGUCGCUCAGCCGUUGUCUCAGGCAGCUACCACGGUGCAGAAGGCGAAGGGUUUCGGUGCCAGGCUUUUGCAGAGCUGGUCCCUCAGCACUGGCAAGUCCUCCCUGUCGCAAUCGACAAACAGGCAGAACAACUGCAGCCCCAACGGCAAAUGCAACAAGCAGGAGACCCAACGCGACGGGUGCAAGAGAAUCGAGAUCUGCCGAGACGACCAGCGCAAAGAUCAGAACGGUAGUUCGGUCAAUCAGAUGCCGUCCAACGACAAGGAGAAUAGAAACGACGGUAACAUGCAUCGAAACGACUGCAAGAACCGAAAGUUACGAUUGCUCAGUCGUUACUUUGCCGUGCACAAGAAGCUUUGCGUCCCGUUGCCAGGUCUGUUCGGCAAGGGACGCCUCUACAAGGCUCGAUCCUGCGGCAGCAUCGCCCGCGAUCGCGUCAGCCCACCGUCGCCCAAGUCCAUGCUUUUCUGCACCACGGCGGAUGACAAAUGGCGGGAACGCGGACAGUGGUGCGAUAUGAAGCACCAGCAUCGCGGCAGCGACGGUGACAUCAACCAGAACUUGGGUCUGUCUCACCUGAUGCAGGAGACCGUGGUAGGAAAGGGUUGCAGUGCCUUGCCUACCGUCUGCCACAUUCACCUAGGCGAUGCCUCCAAGUGUUGCAGUCUCUGUUGAUGAAGCAACCACGCGACCAGAUCGAUGCGCAAACGCUAAAAGAUAUAUAUAUAUAGAUAUACAUACAUAUAUACGUACCGGGUGUCGUAUUUUGAUCUGUACGCGCAGCUGUUUCCCCGGACUGUUCGUUACUCGAAUAAGUGCUUUAGAUAGGAGUUACUCUGGCUCGAGGAUCACGUCUUACGGUGGAUACAAGUGUUGUUUAGGCGAAAGAGCCUUUGAAACUUCAUGGCGAAAUUUAUUUUUUAUUAUUAGGAGUGCAUAGUUUCGUUUAGGUUAAAGUUGUUUUUUGUUGAAUUGUUAGGAAAUGUGUUCAUCAUGUGCAUUCGAAAGGGUGAUUGGGUUAUCCUGAUAAAUAGUUCUACUUCCUUCAAUGGUGAGACGAUGUCCAAGGUCCUCUUUUUUUUUAUAAUACAGAAGAUACACAAUAUUUUCUGAACACUUAGCGAAGGAAGAGAAUUUUGACUGCCCUUGAACGGCCUUGAAAGAUACACAUAUCAUAAUCAAUAGAUUCGUCUCGAAAUGCGCAACAGGCCUACCCCAUAGAAAUUAUAUACUUCCGUUUCAAAUGAUUCGGUCACUUUGAAAUCUCAGAUCCCUACCUUGAGAAAACUUGCGUCCAUCGGAUGUUCUGUCGAAACAGAUUUCUAUUUGGAACAUUACAUUCGAAGUAACGAAUGGUUCGUGGAGGUAAUUUCACGGGUAGGUCGGAAUGGGGUGCUGCCCUCUAUAUAUACACCGUACAUACGUCACGUUCCGACCAUCAGCCGACACGCUCGCGCAGCCCGAGACCUUUUCCGCAAUGGCUAACGAUUACUGCCGACAGUAAAGCGAGAAACGGCGGAGAGAGACACGUGGUUAUCACGAAGUGCAAUCUAUUUUAUAAUAACACCGACCGUUACCGCGUAGAGUCGAGACACGCGACGUUUCAACUCGAUCGAACAAGUCCGCAAUUCCAGCAGGUCAGAGAAGCGAUUACUUUGAUAAUAACCUGUCAGAUUUGCCCAGGCAUUACCGAAAUAGUUUCGCUAAAUGUACCUAAAUUAUGUAUCAACUAUAUACGUACGCCGAAACCUUUUGUAACGAAAGAAUAGACUUGUCCUGCAUGCGCAAAGGUCUGUCGGCCCCAUCCAGUUUGCGUGAACGAUAUAUCGAAUCUGCUGUUACAAGAAUCUCGAACCGUUCUCUUCAGAGGACGAUGGUAACGUCUGGGCUGAUCAGCGAUCGUACAAGCUGUCAUUUGUAAUCUGCAAUCGUGAAUCGGUAAUCUGAGCUAAUUUUUGAUUAUCGAUCGAUUGUCAACGAUCGAGUAAUCGGUAAUCGCGAUCAUUAGAUUACGAUUAGCCUGGCACCGAUACGCGACCCCCGUUCGACGGAGUUGAACGCGCGACGACGGAUCUCUUGAAACGCGAUUGUGGUAAUCGUUAACCGCGACCCCAGUGAUUACGCGGCAUACGUCAAUGGUCAAUGUAUUCGAACCGAUUCAUGCCAAUCCUCCUCCCCACCCUCUCCCGCGUCCUCGCGCCUUGAAUGAUGUCGACGAGCACAAGGGUCGAGUCAAAAAGGAGAGCGUAUCGAUUGAUCGGUCGCUCUGCGGGAUGUGCAUCUAGUCCGUGUGAACAAACCUAUAUUGAAUAUUGCAGAGUUUAUUAUUAUUAAUAUUGUUGCGCCGGGGGGUGGUGGUACAUCGAGGAGUAGUCAUUUUAAAUAAUUUAACACGUCUUUUAUAAAAGGAACAAGAACUCGAAACGUUUAUUAACUAUAACAAUAACUCAAGGUAAACACGUCUAUUCGAUAGCAAGUCUGGCGACGUUCUCCUCAUUAAAAAGUUGCCGGUUCUAUUGGUAACCGGAACAUCGGGUUCCAAUACAAUCCGAUGCGCGGUGUCCCUCUCUAUAACAUAUUCUACCCCUUCAAAAGUUACUUUAUACGAAGUCCCUGUUAGUCUUUGUUCCAAUGUACCGCCCGUUUGGUUGUGUCGCUGCCUUAGGACCAUGUAGGAAGUGAACAAUAUGUUAUGGACUUGGUCUCCGAUAGAAAUAUUCUUAUCCUUAUCCCCUAACCCGAUGGAGACUAACAAAGUUUUGUGUGGUUCUGUUAUAAAUUUUAUCACCGCUUCUUUUUUACGUGUUUCUUGAGACACCUGCGGUUUCUUUGUCCUCGACAUCCAUCGUCGUAUCCGAGGCAGAGCCUGUUAUGCUGGUUGAGGCGGGCGUUGACAUGUUGGCUUUCUUAUUAUAUUAUUCUCAAAAAAGGUCCCACUUCUGACACCAAUGUUAUUAUUACUACUAUUGAUUAAGAUUACUAUUAUUAUUAUUAUUAUGUUAAACAUACGACGUAGAUAUAUAUCAAUGUGAAUCGAGCGUAGAGUCGCUAACGCAACCAAAUCAUUCAGCGUUCGCGAACAUUGAAGUAUCUCGCAACCUUGGACGGUCUUCCUCUCGUUGUUCCCCUUUAUUUAUCUGUCUCUGCCACAUCCCAACCCCUCCCCUCCGUCGUCUACCCAGAUUGCGAUUAACGUACUAUUUUCCUACGUAGCGACGCCCUCGUAGAAUGUUCGUGGCUCGCACUCUGGCUCGAUCGAGAUGCGCAACGGACCUCGCGCGAUUCCUUUAACGAUACACGAGCGACAUCGAAUUUAUAUUAACGCCGAUUAGUUUAGCGUGCGUAUACGCGUAUCAUCUCGAUGGGAAGAAACGUCAGUGGUGCUACAGAAGAACCGACGAGACGAGGAGGAAGAAGGAAUGGCGUCGACGCGUCUAGUACCUGUUGGAGAAUCGUUGAGUUUUCUGGGAGAAUGUCGCUGGAAUUCUGGAACACUGUGUGACCUUGGGCACGACUGAACUUGGAUACUUGAAGGAAGGAUGGAUACUUAACCCAGGUACACUCCCCAGCGUUAUGCAACCCUUAUAGUUUUUUUCGUUACGGGUUCUUCGUCCAGCUAGAAAGACUAAUAUCGUCGAAGAAUACGUUUUGCCAGCGUGCGGGCGCGCUUGCAGGCUAAGCGCGCAUCUCGUUCUCUUCAUCGUCAUUCUCAGUUAAUGGGCGAGCAGCCCAUUGAUCAUCAAAACAUGAUCAGGCAUCAUAAAAUAUUUUUCGAUUUUCUAUCUACCCACGAAGUCUUAAUAAAAUUGGGGUUUGCUCCCUCGUAAGUGGCCAGUGGUAACUACAGGAUAACAAAGCCAGAGAUAAGUAAACAAUUUUCUGUUCUUCGUUUGUUCAAUGAUACGUGCAACGCGAUUCAUGAAAUGAUAUUAUUAAUUUAAAGAACAAUUAAAGUGACGCUUAUGUCUGGUAAUGACUGACGGCUCAGGUGCGGCUUUGAUCUACAAAUUUCGAUUGUUCCCUUUGCGAAGCCGAUGUUUCAUAUCCCUCGAGUAAGCCCGAGAAUGUUUUGUAUAUACCUAACACUUCGAGUAUGCGAAUCAUUGCGUAAUUGUGUGUACCGAACCACGCAGUUUAUAGCGUAACAAAACAAUUUAUUUAUUAUAUAAAUCCUGCGAAAAGGGACGAUCUUUUUCAAUCGUCGCUACCCGACGAUCGUCGAAUCACCCGUUUUUCUCUUCUUUUAAUCUUCUUCGUCGCCUUUAUGUGUUGUCGGAAGACGAGUUGCAUUGGUUUCCGUGACAAAGACUGAACAAAUUGUACAAUAACUCUCGAUAGCUUGGAUGCCUUGCGUCGUGCGAUGACGAUGAUCUCGACGAGACCAAAAACAUUGGUUGCAACACUGAUGGGCAAAAUUUCUUUCGCAUAUCGGAUAAGAAACGAAACCAAAGUAAUUUAAGAAUUGUGUUAGUUUAUGGUUGCGUUAAGUGAAAUUAUAUACCUUGCGGGCGAAUGAAACGUUUUAUUUUAUGUUUCUUGUGAAAUAUUUUAUUGUGUAAUUCAUAUAUAUAUAUA
This is a messenger RNA of Hylaeus anthracinus, 8124 nucleotides long. It is a transcript of the gene Snrk, whose product is annotated as SNF-related serine/threonine-protein kinase. Gene Ontology annotation, biological process: microtubule cytoskeleton organization; protein phosphorylation; intracellular signal transduction. The coding region runs from base 1042 to 4224 and encodes 1060 amino acids. Lineage: Eukaryota; Metazoa; Arthropoda; Insecta; Hymenoptera; Colletidae. Gene Ontology annotation, cellular component: cytoplasm. The record is from RefSeq and is a predicted model, not a curated record. Gene Ontology annotation, molecular function: protein serine/threonine kinase activity; ATP binding; tau-protein kinase activity. The transcript is spliced from 8 exons.